Messenger RNA from Athene cunicularia (burrowing owl), 2666 nucleotides. It is a transcript of the gene WARS2, whose product is annotated as tryptophanyl tRNA synthetase 2, mitochondrial. Gene Ontology annotation, molecular function: ATP binding; tryptophan-tRNA ligase activity. Gene Ontology annotation, cellular component: mitochondrion; mitochondrial matrix. Gene Ontology annotation, biological process: mitochondrial tryptophanyl-tRNA aminoacylation. Lineage: Eukaryota; Metazoa; Chordata; Aves; Strigiformes; Strigidae. The transcript has 6 exons. The record is from RefSeq and is a predicted model, not a curated record. The coding region runs from base 1 to 1263 and encodes 420 amino acids.
AUGCGUACUGGGGCGGCUGGUGGGCGCAGCGCGGGACCGGGCGACGUGAGCUCCUGCCGCCCCUCGGGCCGCCGUUCUCUCGGCCUCGUCCUGUCCGCUUCCCCGCUGGGUGUUCCCUGCCGCCCCUCGGCCGUAGCGGCUUUUCCUCCGCGGGGCACACGGGGUUUAGGGGCGCGAGAGCGAGGCCUGAGACAGCAAGCGAGGUGUGGGGACCCAGCGGCUGCUCCCGCCGCGGCUGGUGGGUGGCCUGGUGGUCCUGCAAGCGCUGAGAAUACGGUCGUGGAUCGGAUUUUCUCUGGUAUCCAGCCAACUGGAACGCCUCAUCUGGGUAACUACCUUGGAGCCAUUCAGAACUGGGUGAAUCUGCAGGAAGAGUGCAGCUCAGUACUGUACAGCAUUAUGGACAUGCACUCUCUCACCAUGCCCAAGGAACCAGCUGUCCUGCACCAGAACAUACUGGACACCACUGCUGCCAUCCUUGCCUGUGGUAUUGACCCAAAGAAGUGUUUCCUCUUCCGCCAGUCGCUGGUUCCUAAUCAUGCAGAACUUGCCUGGAUUCUUGGGUGCUUAACUAAUGUGUCACAUCUGCUACGGUUGCCCCAGUGGAAGAUGAAGCGUGCCAGCCAGAAUAAUGAAGGAACUGUUGGUCUGUUGACUUACCCUGUGCUUCAAGCAGCAGAUAUUUUGCUGUACAAGUCAACACAUGUUCCCGUUGGAGAAGAUCAAGUCCUGCACCUGGAACUAGCCCAAGAUAUAGCACAACAUUUCAACAAGAAAUAUGGAGAAUUCUUUCCUGUGCCCAAAGCCAUUUUAAGUACAACAAAGAAAAUAAAAUCCCUCAGAGAUCCAACAGUGAAGAUGUCCAAGUCAGACCCACAGAAGUUAGCUACUGUUAACAUAGCAGACAGCCCUGAUGAAAUAGUGCUGAAAUUCCGCAAAGCUGUGACUGACUUUACCUCCGAGGUGACCUACAACCCAGCCAGUCGCCCUGGUGUCUCCAAUCUGGUGUCCAUUCAUGCUGCAGUAACGGGGCUUAGCAUUAAAGAAGUGCUGCACCAGUCUGCUGGCCUUGACACUGCUCACUACAAAAUGGUGGUAGCAGAGUCGGUUAUUCAAAAAUUUGCACCUAUCAGGAAUGAAAUCAAGAAACUCCAGGAAGACAAAUCCUAUCUGAUAAAGGUUUUAGAGGAUGGAGCAGAGAAAGCCAAAGAACUGGCUACUCCCAUUUAUCAAGAAAUAAGAAGAAGGGUGGGAUUUCAGUAGAAAUUGCUGAGUAGUUGCAAGGACUUUUGUUUCCUGAGACAGACAUUUUGUUAUUUGUAUCUUCUUAAUCACUUUGCUUUGAAACAAAAAGUUGUUUUGUUUUUUUUUCCUGGAACUUCCAAGUAGAACAUUUGCAUUAAAAAAUAUGCAUGAAGCCAGAUAUUUCCAGUGGGACCAGCACUGUGUUUGGGAGGGAGGGCAAAAUAAUCGCAAUUCACAAAAAGUUCCCACAAAAGCAGAAUAUAAGGUUGCCCAAAUGGGGUUUUGGGUUUUUCUGACCACUGCAAGAAGCCGAGGUAUAGGCAAGGUGGUCAGAAUCUAGUAGAAAUAUUUGUAAUCUUCUCGAGAACAUACUUAGCUGUGCAUGUGAUCUUGUACAGAUGGACAACUUAUCCUGUUGGUGGUUAUUCAGCUUUGAUAUGGUGGUUGAAUGUGUUCUUGGAUACCCAGCAUAAAAGCACAGGCUUACAAAUCAAAAUGCUCAGGGUAAUGAAGAGAGAACUUACUGCUUCUCCCUGUUGUGUCUUCAAACUCUAUGUGAUUUGGUAUCUACAUCUAGUUUGUGUGAAGAGAGUCUGUGUGUCUUAUGAAUACAGACAUCCGUACUCUAAAACUCACUGUGACUACUGUACUAGAUGGCUUCUUUAAUAGUCACUCCAAAGAGUCCCAAGAGUGGACUUGAAAUUCACUUCAGCCACCUGUGCCAUCCUGCUGGUCAGGUCUAAGGUACUUCAGUGAGAAAUAAUAUGUGCUUCAGCUGCUCACAUUCCACCUCCUGUUUGGUUUAGCAGGGAGCUCCAGGAUUUUCAGUUCAGCAUCAAGUCUAGGAUUCCUUUACAAAAGGUGCAGGGCAAAAGAUGUAAUCCUGUGUGAAAGAAAUCUUGGGUUGAGAAAUCAGAGAACUUUCUGCAAAAUUAACAGAAUUAUUUAGAAAACUGUGCUGAGAUUUGAGCUGAAAUGGGAUUAAAUAGAUCUUUAUGAACUCUCACUACUGAGCCUCAAAAAAGCUCAGUGAUGGGAGAAUGGUGUUAGCCUACACUGAUCUUAGGCCUCAUGAGACCCACAGACUGGGACCCAUGGACCAGGGCUUUUGUUGGGGAACAUUGGGGAACAUGUGGGGAACAUUGGAACAAAGGGGAAUUGCCAAUAACAGACACCCUUUUCUGAAGAGGGAGUAGUAGUACAUUUUAAAAAGUAAUGAAAGCCCUACUGGUCCUGUGCAAGCAUAUUUAAGUGUGUCAUUGCAUUUAAUGGUGCUAUGUUUGAAAAUGCUUUACUGUAAGGUAAAUUGAGUUCAUCCUGUACUGCAGCAGCUCAUAACCAUUAUAUGUUUGUAGCAUUUGUCAUGAAGGAUUGCAGUCUUACGUGACUGAGUUAGUAAAACUGGGGAGUGUUCCAUGUAG